AUGAUGUUACUUGAGGAGAUGGCCUCAAUUUUCCUUACUCCAUACUUACUCCUAUUUGUUGUCCCAAAGCGUGUUGAUGAUAUCUUGCAGUUCAUUGCAGAUUUUACCGUACAUGUUGAAGGUGUUGGCCAUGUAUGCAGGAUUCUAGAUAACCUUCCUCUGGUUGUUCCCAUAAAACGUGUGGAUCAGGACUCUACUGUUUAUCAGCUUGGUUUCCAUGUUGGACUCAAAGGGCAAUAUAGUGGGAGCAAGGAAGAGAAGUUUUUUAUACACAACCAUUUGGCAUUUACUGUCAGAUAUCAUAGGGAUUUGCUCACUGAAUCUGCUAGAAUUGUGGGCUUUGAGGUUAAGCCAUUCAGUGUCAAACAUGAAUAUGAAGGGAAAUGGGAGGAAAAAACUCGUUUAACAACCUGUGACCCUCAUGCUAAACAUACAGUUGUCAACUCCAAUACUCCUCAAGAAGUUGAAGAGGGCAAGGAAAUAAUUUUCACGUACGAUGUUGAAUUCCAGGAGAGUGAUGUGAAGUGGGCUUCAAGAUGGGAUGCCUAUUUGCUGAUGAAUGACGAUCAAAUUCACUGGUUCUCAAUUGUGAACUCAUUGAUGAUUGUUCUUUUUCUCUCGGGUAUGGUGGCAAUGAUAAUGCUGCGUACACUUUAUCGCGAUAUUUCCAAGUAUAACGAGCUUGAAACCCAAGAAGAAGCACAAGAAGAAACUGGUUGGAAGCUUGUCCAUGGUGAUGUUUUCAGGCCACCAAACAACUCAGAUCUGCUGUGUGUUUAUGUUGGUACUGGUGUUCAGUUUUUUGGGAUGAUACUAGUAACAAUGCUCUUUGCUGUCCUUGGAUUCCUUUCUCCUUCAAACAGAGGUGGGCUAAUGACAGUCAUGCUCUUGCUAUGGGUUUUCAUGGGGCUUUUGGCUGGUUAUGCAUCAGCCCGCUUAUACAAAAUGUUCAAAGGAUCAGAGUGGAAGAAAAUUUCCCUAAGGACUGCAGUCAUGUUCCCUGCUUCUGUCUCUGCUAUUUUCUUUGUAUUGAACGGUCUUAUAUGGGGGCAAAAAUCAUCUGGAGCUGUGCCGUUUGGAACAAUGUUUGCUUUGAUCUUUUUAUGGUUUGGAAUCUCAGUUCCACUUGUUUUUGUUGGUGGCUAUGUUGGGUUCAGGAAACCUGCAAUUGAGAAUCCUGUGAAGACAAACAAAAUCCCAAGGCAGAUCCCUGAACAGGCGUGGUACAUGAACCCGGCCUUCUCAGUUUUGAUAGGGGGAAUACUCCCAUUUGGAGCUGUUUUCAUUGAGCUUUUCUUCAUCCUCACAUCAAUCUGGUUGAAUCAGUUUUACUAUAUCUUCGGCUUCCUCUUUUUGGUCUUCGUCAUCCUUGUUAUCACUUGCGCUGAAAUAACAGUUGUGCUUUGCUACCUCCAGUUGUGCAGUGAGGAUUACUUGUGGUGGUUACUUAUUAAAAGUCUUUCAAGAUUAAAGAUUUACUUUCUAUGUUUUAUGGUGUAAACUUUCCUUAUAAAA
This is a messenger RNA of Lathyrus oleraceus (garden pea), 1515 nucleotides long. Its product is annotated as transmembrane 9 superfamily member 8. The record is from RefSeq and is a predicted model, not a curated record. Bases 1 to 1500 code for a protein of 499 amino acids. The transcript has 6 exons. Lineage: Eukaryota; Viridiplantae; Streptophyta; Magnoliopsida; Fabales; Fabaceae. Gene Ontology annotation, biological process: autophagy; protein localization to membrane. Gene Ontology annotation, cellular component: membrane.